AGAUCCAAGUACAUGUCCACUGAAGAAAUUGAGAACAUCGCAAGGAUGCAGAAAGCUGCCACUCAGAUCACCGAUCCAUAUAUUGAUGAUUACUAUCAUCAAGCUUGUUUGGCCAGAAAAUCAGCAGGAGCACAACUGAAGCACUACUUCUGUCCAACCUUGAUCAGAGAUACAUCUUCUCGUGCACGCAGUAAGGAUGAGCCACAUGCGUAUCUUCAGGUUGAUGCUCUUGGGCGGCUCCCAUUUUCUUCCAUCCGCAGGCCCCGUCCGCUCCUUGAUGUUGAAGAAGCCUCUGAACCAAGUGAUAGCACUACUGAAAAAUCUGCUUCAAAAUCUCUUGACCAAGAGCCGAUGCUGGCUGCUAGAAUCACAAUUGAAGAUGGCCUUUGCCUACUACUGGAUGUGGAUGAUAUAGAUCGUUUGCUUCACUUUAGUAAACAGCCAGAUGGUGGUUUGCAACUUAGAAACAGAAGACAGGCUCUUCUCGAGCAGCUGGCAGAAUCACUGCAAUUAGUUGAUCCACUUACAUCUAAUAAGGAUGCACCUCUGUCGCAAAAUGACGAUCUAGUGUUUCUCCGCAUAGUAUCUCUUCCGAAGGGUCGGAAACUACUUUCUCGUUAUAUUGAUCUUGUUACUUCAGGUAGUGAGCUUGCAAGGAUUGUUUGCAUGGCAGUUUUCCGGAAUCUAAGAUUUAUAUUUGGCAAUUUGCCCUCUGAUAGCAGCAUAGCUGGGACCACAACUAAACUUGUAACUGCCGUUUCCACGUGUAUUGUUCGGAUGGACUUGAGUGGACUCAGUGCUUGUCUUGCAGCUGUUGCAUGUUCGUCACAGCAACCACCUCUCCGACCUCUGGGAUAUGCUGCUGGUGAUGGCGCUUCUGUCAUCAUAAAGUCUCUACUGGACAGAGCUACAGAGCUUCUUACUGAUCAACAUGUGGCCUCUGCUUACAGCAUGCAGAACCGAACUCUAUGGCAGGCAUCAUUUGAUGCCUUCUUUGGGCUGCUUAUGGGGUAUUGCAUGAGUAAAUUUGAUACUGUGGUUCAUACAGUGCAAAUUCAACCUGCUGCUGCAGCUGUGAUAAGCAGGGAAACACCAGUGGAGCUGUUGCGUGCCAGCCUUCCUCACACAAAUGAGUAUCAGCGCAAGCAGUUGCUCAGUUUCGCUCAGCGCACUGUGCCUGUCAACAGCUCUAGUUCUCAUGGGUCUGGUAAUGUGCCGAUGGCAUCAGAAUAUGUCCAGAGCUGAAAUAGAAGAACAGAGCUGCUUUUCAUAAUCUAUAUACUUGAUAUGGUUCUUGCGAGUGGUGGGAAGAACAUAGAUAUUGUGGUGACGACAAAGAAUGAUGGUCUCGGUCAAAUAUACAAAGGAUGAUCUUCGGCCACUUUUGGAAGCUGAAAUUGAUGAAUUAUGUUGCUGAGACUGAGGUAGAGAAGGCUGCUACAAUGGAUGGUGCCCGAGGGGAACAUGAUCGCUGGAUGUGUUAAGCCUUCAUUCUGUCAGCCAAAACUUUUAGGGUGCUUUCUGUUGCAUUCCAUUGCACGAUCUAAACUUGUUUUAGCGCUUUAGUUUUGUUAUUCGUAUAUGAAUUUUGUUGUUUUCUCGAUGGCCUGUAAGCUGUUCUUCUGUUCUUCCGGCGCUUGAAUUGGCACAAAUUAUUACUGCAAGCCUUGCGUAUCAGCCUGACAUUUGAACAUGCUGACAAAUCAACAUUUCUGCAGUUUGGGUUAA
Molecule: messenger RNA, 1728 nt
Organism: Triticum urartu
Lineage: Eukaryota; Viridiplantae; Streptophyta; Magnoliopsida; Poales; Poaceae
Source: RefSeq, a predicted model, not a curated record